GCUAUUUCUACAAAAAAUGUACAUUGGGCUAGAUCUAGAUAUAUUUGUGAAAGUAACCCACUGAUAAAAAUCAUGGCGACGUCCCUGGUCAAAGUUAAUUUAAUUAAGUUGGCAAAGGCCACAUCAUUUUACAGACAAGUGCGAUGGUUGAACCUUCAUGAAUACCAAAGUAAAAAACUGAUGGCAGACAAUGGUAUUGCUGUACAAAAGUUUCAGGUGGCUUCAACAAAAGAAGAUGCUGCUAAGGUUGCAACCAAAAUGAAUGUUAAAGAAUAUGUAGUUAAAGCACAGAUAUUAGCUGGAGGUAGAGGAAAAGGUACAUUUGAUUCAGGCUUUAAAGGAGGUGUGCAUCUUACAAAAGACCCACAGAAAGUUAAAGAUUUAGUUGAGAGUAUGCUUGGCCACAAAUUAAUUACCAAACAGACACCAAAAAGUGGAGUUAAAGUAGAAAAGGUAAUGGUAGCAGAGGCAUUAGAUAUUGCCAGAGAGACUUACUUUGCUAUUCUAAUGGAUCGUGCUUUUGGGGGACCAGUAAUGGUUGGAAGUCCCAAAGGAGGAAUAGAUAUAGAGGAGGUGGCUGCGAAGGAACCAAGUGCAAUUUUCACUGAACCAAUAGACAUAAUCGAAGGACUUAAAGAUAGUCAAGCACUCACCAUGGCUAAAAAUUUGGGCUUUACCGGUGAAAAAACAAAACAGGCGGCUGAGCAAAUGCAUAAGUUGUACAAGCUUUUUCUGAAAGUUGAUGCCACUCAGCUGGAGAUUAAUCCAUUUGGAGAGACAAAUGAUGGGAAAGUUGUAUGUUUUGAUGCCAAAAUCAACUUUGAUGAUAAUGCCCAGUUUCGCCAAAAAGAAGUUUUUGCAAUGGAUGACAUGUCAGAAAAUGAUCCAAGGGAAGUAGAAGCUGCCAAGCACAACCUAAAUUAUAUAGGGAUGGAUGGAAACAUAGCCUGUCUGGUGAAUGGAGCUGGACUGGCUAUGGCAACAAUGGACAUUAUUCAACUUCAUGGUGGAUCUCCAGCUAAUUUUCUAGAUGUCGGUGGGACAGUGACUGAAAUACAGGUUUAUAAUGCAUUUAAACUUCUCACAGCAGAUUCACAGGUCAAAGCAAUUCUAGUAAACAUUUUUGGAGGCAUUGUAAACUGUGCAACCAUUGCAAAUGGGAUCUCAAAUGCUUACAAGUCAGUGAAUCUAACAUUGCCACUUAUAGUCAGGUUGGAAGGUACUAAUGUAAAUGAAGCAAAGAGAAUAUUAAAGGAGAGUAAAAUGCCUAUAAUAUCAGCUUCAGAUCUUGAUGAUGCUGCUAGAAAGGCAGUUUCAAGUCUCAAAUAACAAAUAAGAUUCAUGCUGCAAAGUGAGACAAGGACCUGUCAGAUGUAGCUGUGUAUUUGAAUAUCACUUAGUAUAUAGCUCACUUUUUGAAAUAUAGAUGCUAUUUUUAUAAAUAGAUUAUAAAAUAAAAUUCCAUUGACAAUAAUAUUUAUUUGUUAUUAAAGAUCAAUUGUGAUUUCAUUUUAGUUGUGAUUUUGUCAUAUGAUUGAUACAAGUGCCAAAAUAGAUUUGAAAAAUCACUCUUACUUAAGUAAAAUACAUUCCCUUGUCAUAUAUGAAACAUUAAAAGCCAUAAUUUGAGGCAAUCAAAUGUAUGGUGAAAUAGAAUAAUUAAAAUUACAAAUUUUAGAAUUCUACUCGUUUUUUUUUCUAUUGUUCUUGUAUAUAGGCCUAUGUAAUGGUUGUUUUCUGUGAUGGGAUAGUAUUAGACAAUUAGUCUUAAGUGUGUUUUUACAUACAGCUGUUAAACCAUAAAAAUAUUUUCUUUGUUAACACAAUUGUUCAUUUAGAAAAAAUAGUUUCACUUUUUUAUUGUUAUUUAUGUAAAUUGUAUAUCCUUAUGAAUUAAUCCUGUAUGACUGGUUGAAAAAGAUGACAUGCAAGGAUCAGUAUGAAUAUCACAAGAUUUUGUUGAAUUAUACAGAUUUGUUACAAACAAUGGCCUCUUCUAAACUUACCUUUUCAUUUAUACCUGUUAUAUGCUGAAGUACAGCUUAUUGGCUGCUAAUAAAUAAACAGAAAUGGGGUUUCUU
Molecule: messenger RNA, 2081 nt
Organism: Physella acuta
Lineage: Eukaryota; Metazoa; Mollusca; Gastropoda; Physidae
Product: succinate--CoA ligase [GDP-forming] subunit beta, mitochondrial
Biological process (GO): tricarboxylic acid cycle; succinyl-CoA metabolic process
Cellular component (GO): succinate-CoA ligase complex; mitochondrion
Molecular function (GO): ATP binding; succinate-CoA ligase (GDP-forming) activity
Source: RefSeq, a predicted model, not a curated record